This is a messenger RNA of Oryza sativa Japonica Group (Japanese rice), 1281 nucleotides long. RefSeq lists its product as uncharacterized. The record is from RefSeq and is a predicted model, not a curated record. Lineage: Eukaryota; Viridiplantae; Streptophyta; Magnoliopsida; Poales; Poaceae.
ACCCUUAACAUAGUGAUGCAAAGGACAUUAGGGACUGUGCACACACUGGUAACAGUUCACCAGAAAAGUUCUCAGUUUUCUAAGCAUUAAUACUCACAAUUACCUUUACAUCCAUCCAUCAGUUUCAGAUAAAAUAUUUCCGCAGAUGCAUUCUUCAUGGUUUUGUUGUUGUUGUUGUUGUAAAGGAAGUGAGAGCAAGGCUAGCUCUCCCCUUCUCCUCCAUGCUUGCACCAUCAUGGCUUCUUUCUUCUUUAGCAUCACUGCAUCAUUUGUGCCACUAAAGCUCCUUCCCUUGUGAGUUGUGAGCCAAUUUCUUGAUGCUCCCCAGCUCCCAAAUGGCCAUACAACUCACACUCCUACUCAUUUCAUGUAGCCUUUACAGUAUGUAUUCUUCUUCUUCUUCCUCCUCCUCCGCAUCGUCGUCGUCUUCUUCUUUCUCCACAUCAUCCUCUUAUCUUGCAUUGCUGGUUCUUGUCAUCUCCACUGGCCUCUCCUUGCUCUUCACCAACCUCAGACAGAUGAUCAGAGCAAGGAGCCACAGGGGUAAGCCUCACCCUUCCAUGGAGGAUCAGGCUGUUCAUCAAGAGGAGGAGAGCAUUAUUGUGCCACAAGAUGAGGUGGCCGACGAUGCACCGGAGGACUUGACCGGAAGCCUAUCGGAGUCUUCGGAUUCUCCGGUGAGCGAAGAGUGCACCGAGGAGGGCUCGGUAUCCGAUGACGGUGACGAUGAUGACGACGAGAGCCUCAUUGAGAUCUCCCUUGUUGAUGGCCACUAUUUGGGGCAAGAGAAGAAGAAAUGUGCAUGGAAGGAGCAGGACCUCCUCUCCGAGUUCUUGCCGGAUUUGUUGCUUGACAAGAGGGACUUCAUGGACAUCUUGUCAGAGAUUGGUGAGGAAGACAACCUGAUUGAGAUUGACAUUGCAAGGGGAUCCAUCAAGUGCUCAAGCUUUGGCAUCAAGGCAUGAAUCUACCAAAGGUUUGGUGAAGUUCAAAAUCAAAAUCUUUCUCUGCAUUUGCUUCAAAGAUUUGAUCAGGGAAAGGGGAGUAGGUUGUAUGUACCUGGCCUACAUGUUGUGCAAGGCUCUUUGUUUUUGGCAAAGCUUAAAUUUUUAUUUUGUGAAUCUUCAGUGGAAGCCUUGUUGCGUCUUUUUCUCGCGCUUUCUUUCUGAAUAUUAUAGAGGAAAUAACAUUCGUGCACAUAUUUUUGAUCAAAGAAAAAAACAAUGUACGUGUGCAUGGCCCUUCUUUCCGUAUAUAUUCUAGAGUUCCAAUAGAUGCUAA